Messenger RNA from Cercocebus atys (sooty mangabey), 7112 nucleotides. It is a transcript of the gene USP32, whose product is annotated as ubiquitin specific peptidase 32. Gene Ontology annotation, cellular component: Golgi apparatus. Gene Ontology annotation, biological process: protein deubiquitination. The record is from RefSeq and is a predicted model, not a curated record. Lineage: Eukaryota; Metazoa; Chordata; Mammalia; Primates; Cercopithecidae. Gene Ontology annotation, molecular function: calcium ion binding; cysteine-type deubiquitinase activity.
GGAAGCGCGUCACGUGAUCCGGCAUGGAGGCGGUGGCGGCGACCGGGAGGAGCCGCCGGGGCAGAAGCCGCACUUGUUAGUGUGGGGGGAGGUGGGGGCGGGGGACGCCGACACCGUCACCGUCACCCAGGGACGCCGAGGAGAAGGCGGGAGGGGGGUGGGGGCGAGAUCAGGCUCCGACCCCCUGCCGAGGGGAUGAGGGGAGCAUGGGUGCCAAGGAGUCACGGAUCGGAUUCCUCAGCUACGAGGAGGCGCUGAGGAGAGUUACAGAUGUAGAGCUAAAACGACUGAAGGAUGCCUUCAAGAGGACCUGUGGACUCUCAUAUUACAUGGGCCAGCACUGCUUCAUCCGGGAGGUGCUUGGGGAUGGAGUGCCUCCAAAAGUUGCUGAGGUGAUCUACUGUUCUUUUGGUGGAACAUCCAAAGGGCUGCACUUCAAUAAUUUAAUAGUUGGACUUGUCCUCCUUACAAGAGGCAAAGAUGAAGAGAAAGCAAAAUACAUUUUUAGUCUUUUUUCAAGUGAAUCUGGAAACUAUGUUAUACGGGAAGAAAUGGAAAGAAUGCUCCAUGUGGUGGAUGGUAAAGUCCCAGAUACACUCAGGAAGUGCUUCUCAGAGGGUGAAAAGGUAAACUAUGAAAAGUUUAGAAAUUGGCUUUUUCUAAACAAAGAUGCUUUUACUUUCUCUCGAUGGCUUCUAUCUGGAGGUGUGUAUGUUACCCUCACUGAUGAUAGUGAUACUCCUACUUUCUACCAAACUCUGGCUGGAGUCACGCAUUUGGAGGAAUCAGACAUCAUUGAUCUUGAGAAACGCUAUUGGUUAUUGAAGGCUCAGUCCCGGACUGGACGAUUUGAUUUAGAGACAUUUGGCCCAUUGGUUUCACCACCUAUUCGUCCAUCUCUAAGUGAAGGUUUGUUUAAUGCUUUUGAUGAAAAUCGUGACAAUCACAUAGAUUUUAAGGAGAUAUCCUGUGGGUUAUCAGCCUGUUGCAGGGGACCCCUGGCUGAAAGACAAAAAUUUUGCUUCAAGGUAUUUGAUGUUGACCGUGAUGGAGUUCUCUCCAGGGUUGAACUGAGAGACAUGGUGGUUGCACUUUUAGAAGUCUGGAAGGACAACCGCACUGAUGAUAUUCCUGAAUUACAUAUGGAUCUCUCUGACAUUGUAGAAGGCAUAUUGAAUGCACAUGACACCACAAAGAUGGGUCAUCUUACUCUGGAAGACUAUCAGAUCUGGAGUGUGAAAAAUGUUCUUGCCAAUGAGUUUUUGAACCUCCUUUUCCAGGUGUGUCACAUAGUUCUGGGGUUAAGACCAGCUACUCCGGAAGAAGAAGGACAAAUUAUUAGAGGAUGGUUAGAACGAGAGAGCAGGUAUGGUCUGCAACCAGGACACAACUGGUUUAUCAUCUCCAUGCAGUGGUGGCAGCAGUGGAAAGAAUAUGUCAAAUACGUGAGUUAGAUUCCUGUCUAUUUACAUUUUUCACAGAUUUUCAACUCCGAAAAAUACUCAUUUGGAACUGCAGUCCAUCCUAUGGAGCAGGUCGAGAUUAGAAUUUGGAGCAGGCCUCAUUAUUGUUUAAUACUACAGAAGAGGAAUUUUUCAGACAACAUUUCUACUGCAUCUGGCUCAGAAACUGCUGGCAGCGGCUUUCUGUAUUCUGCCACACCAGGGGCAGAUGUUUGCUUUGCUCGACAACAUAACACUUCUGACAAUAACAACCAGUGUUUGCUGGGAGCCAAUGGGAAUAUUUUGUUGCACCUUAACCCUCAGAAACCAGGGGCUAUUGAUAAUCAGCCGUUAGUAACUCAAGAACCAGUAAAGGCUACAUCAUUAACACUAGAAGGAGGACGAUUAAAACGAACUCCACAGCUGAUUCAUGGAAGAGAUUAUGAAAUGGUCCCAGAACCUGUGUGGAGAGCGCUUUAUCAUUGGUAUGGAGCAAACCUGGCCCUACCUAGACCAGUGAUCAAGAACAGCAAGACAGACAUCCCAGAGCUGGAGUUAUUUCCCCGCUAUCUUCUCUUCCUGAGACAGCAGCCUGCCACUCGGACACAGCAGUCUAACAUCUGGGUGAAUAUGGGAAAUGUACCUUCUCCGAAUGCACCUUUAAAGCGGGUAUUAGCCUAUACAGGCUGUUUUAGUCGAAUGCAGACCAUCAAGGAAAUUCACGAAUAUCUGUCUCAAAGGCUGCGCAUUAAAGAGGAAGAUAUGCGCCUGUGGCUAUACAACAGUGAGAACUACCUUACUCUUCUGGAUGAUGAGGAUCAUAGAUUGGAAUAUUUGAAAAUCCAGGAUGAACAACACCUGGUAAUUGAAGUUCGCAACAAAGAUAUGAGUUGGCCUGAGGAGAUGUCUUUUAUAGCAAAUAGUAGUAAAAUAGAUAGACACAAAGUUCCCACAGAAAAGGGAGCCACAGGUCUAAGCAACCUGGGAAACACAUGCUUCAUGAACUCAAGCAUCCAGUGUGUUAGUAACACACAGCCACUGACACAGUAUUUUAUCUCAGGGAGACAUCUUUAUGAACUCAACAGGACAAAUCCCAUUGGUAUGAAGGGGCAUAUGGCUAAAUGCUAUGGUGAUUUAGUACAGGAACUUUGGAGUGGAACUCAGAAGAAUGUUGCCCCAUUAAAGCUUCGGUGGACCAUAGCAAAAUAUGCUCCCAGGUUUAAUGGGUUUCAGCAACAAGACUCCCAAGAACUUCUGGCUUUUCUCUUGGAUGGUCUUCAUGAAGAUCUCAACCGAGUCCAUGAAAAGCCAUAUGUGGAACUGAAGGACAGUGAUGGCCGACCAGACUGGGAAGUAGCUGCAGAGGCCUGGGACAACCAUCUAAGAAGAAAUAGAUCAAUUGUUGUGGAUUUGUUCCAUGGGCAGCUAAGAUCUCAAGUCAAAUGCAAGACAUGUGGGCAUAUAAGUGUCCGAUUUGACCCUUUCAAUUUUUUGUCUUUGCCACUACCAAUGGACAGUUAUAUGCACUUAGAAAUAACAGUGAUUAAGUUAGAUGGUACUACCCCUGUGCGGUAUGGACUAAGGCUGAAUAUGGAUGAAAAGUACACAGGUUUAAAAAAACAGCUGAGCGAUCUCUGUGGACUUAAUUCAGAGCAAAUCCUUCUAGCAGAAGUACAUGGUUCCAACAUAAAGAACUUUCCUCAGGACAACCAAAAAGUACGACUCUCAGUGAGUGGAUUUUUGUGUGCAUUUGAAAUUCCUGUCCCUGCAUCUCCAAUUUCAGCUUCUAGUCCAACACAGACAGAUUUCUCCUCUUCACCAUCUACAAAUGGAAUGUUCACCUUAACUACCAAUGGGGACCUACCCCGACCAAUAUUCAUCCCCAAUGGAAUGCCAAACACUGUUGUGCCUUGUGGAACUGAGAAGAACUUCACAAAUGGAAUGGUUAAUGGUCACAUGUCAUCUCUUCCUGACAGCCCCUUUACAGGUUACAUCAUUGCAGUCCACCGAAAAAUGAUGAGGACAGAACUGUAUUUCCUGUCAUCUCAGAAGAAUCGCCCGAGCCUCUUUGGAAUGCCACUGAUUGUUCCAUGUACUGUGCAUACCCGGAAGAAAGACCUAUAUGAUGCAGUUUGGAUUCAAGUGUCCCGGUUAGCGAGCCCACUCCCACCUCAGGAAGCUAGUAAUCAUGCCCAGGAUUGUGAUGAUAGUAUGGGCUAUCAAUAUCCAUUCACUCUACGAGUUGUGCAGAAAGAUGGGAACACCUGUGCUUGGUGCCCAUGGUAUAGAUUUUGCCGAGGCUGUAAAAUUGAUUGUGGGGAAGACAGAGCUUUCAUUGGAAAUGCCUAUAUUGCUGUGGAUUGGGACCCCACAGCCCUUCACCUUCGCUAUCAAACAUCCCAGGAAAGGGUUGUCGAUGAGCAUGAGAGUGUGGAGCAGAGUCGGCGAGCACAAGCCGAGCCCAUCAACCUGGACAGCUGUCUCCGUGCUUUCACCAGUGAGGAAGAGCUAGGGGAAAAUGAGAUGUACUACUGUUCCAAGUGUAAGACCCACUGCUUAGCAACAAAGAAGCUGGAUCUCUGGAGGCUUCCACCCAUCCUGAUUAUUCAUCUUAAGCGAUUUCAAUUCGUAAAUGGUCGGUGGAUAAAAUCACAGAAAAUUGUCAAAUUUCCUCGGGAAAGUUUUGAUCCAAGUGCUUUUUUGGUACCAAGAGACCCGGCUCUCUGUCGGCGUAAACCACUCACACCCCAGGGGGAUGAGCUUUCCGAGCCCCGGGUUCUGGCAAGAGAGGUGAAGAAAGUGGAUGCGCAGAGUUCGGCUGGGGAAGAGGACGUGCUCCUGAGCAAAAGCCCAUCCUCACUCAGCGCUAACAUCAUCAGCAGCCCGAAAGGUUCUCCUUCUUCAUCAAGAAAAAGUGGAGCCAGCUGUCCCUCCAGCAAAAACAGCAGCCCUAGUAGCAGCCCACGGACUUUGGGGAGGAGCAAAGGGAGGCUCCGGCUGCCCCAGAUUGGCAGCAAAAAUAAACUGUCAAGUAGUAAGGAGAACUUGGAUGCCAGCAGAGAUAAUGGGGCUGGGCAGAUCUGUGAGCUGGCUGACGCCUUGAGCCGAGGGCAUAUGCUGGGGGGCAGCCAGCCAGAGCUGGUCACUCCUCAGGACCACGAGGUAGCUUUGGCCAAUGGAUUCCUUUAUGAGCAUGAAGCAUGUGGCAAUGGCUACAGCAAUGGUCAGCUUGGAAACCACAGUGAAGAAGACAGCACUGAUGACCAAAGAGAAGACACUCGUAUUAAGCCUAUUUAUAAUCUAUAUGCAAUUUCGUGCCAUUCAGGAAUUCUGGGUGGGGGCCAUUACGUCACUUAUGCCAAAAACCCAAACUGCAAGUGGUACUGUUACAAUGACAGCAGCUGUAAGGAACUUCACCCUGAUGAAAUUGACACCGACUCUGCCUACAUUCUUUUCUAUGAGCAGCAGGGGAUAGACUAUGCACAAUUUCUGCCAAAGAUUGAUGGCAAAAAGAUGGCAGACACAAGCAGUAUGGAUGAAGACUUUGAGUCUGAUUACAAAAAGUACUGUGUGUUACAGUAAAGCUACCACUCUGGCUGCUAGACAGCUUGGUAGUGAGGGAGAUGACUCCUUGUAGCUGACAUUUGGCAAAAGUGUCACUGAAAGGCAAGCUAAAUGUAGUUAUUUUAUCCUGUGACCCUGAAGCACAAAAUAAAAAUUCUAAUUAAAAUAGUUAACUUUAAGAGUAGUAAUAAUUUUAUUUUGAAGUCUCAUACAAGCUCUCCGAUAGAGAACUUUCAGGCAGAUCCCACCAUUAGCCUGUAAACAAAAGGUUUGGCACCAGCCACCUGGGACCAAAUAAGAAUUCAAUUUGUGCUUGUCCAGAUAUGAACAAAUAUGUAGUGAGUAUAGAGUUUACCAAUAAUCAUAACAAAUAUUAAAGAUUUCCUUGGAGUCAAAGUAAAAAAAAAAAAAUUAUAAUGUUGUCUAGGGACGACAUGAUAUGCUACCUCCUUUUUCCUGAAGUUUUAUUCCAUUAUAUUGACAAGAUGGAGAAAGCAAGAUCAUGAAGGUGUGCAAAUGAUUCUUAUGGCAUGGACGAGGUUUUUUCCAUUUAUUUUUAAAACUGUUUCGCUACCCUUUCUUUGUCUUUCUUGCUUUUUGUUUUUGUUGUUGUGUUUAUGUUUGAGACACAACCAGUCAUUGGUAGCUGGGGCAUAUAGUGGUCAGUCUAAAAGGGAGGCUCUCUUAAGAGCUAUGUGCCUUCCGCUCAGAGACCCAGUAGAAGACCCAGUAGAAAGAAAAAGCAUCCUGGGAAAUCCAGCUACCAUGGCCCUCCCAGCAGAGGCAUCUUACAUUUAGGAUACUUCAAGUAUCCUCAGAAAUGUAUUCUGCACCCCCGGCCCCGCCCAUGCUGAGGGAAGGGGGGCAGUUGCCAAUAUUUGCACCAUCUUCACAUGCACAUGUUGCAACAAGAGCUUCUGGGAAGGUAAGCAGCAUCGGAGCUAGAUCGCGUUUCACAAUUAGUGGUCGUUCUUUUCCGUGUUUGCUUUGCACUUUAAAAAAGAGAGAACACAUGCAGAUGAACUUGCUUGUGUGUAUUUGAUGGCUCUAAGGGCUAUAAAUUACAAACAAAACACAUCCCAGACAUUAGGAGUUCAUAAGUAUAUUUAAUGAAAUUGGUGGUUUUAGGAAGUCAACUUUAGUUUUGCUUUGUUUGCAUGUCCAGUAAUUUUUUUAUUUUGAUAUUUGUCUUUUUUUUUUAAUUUUACAGUAGUGAUUGAAAGUUAUGUUUCUUUGCUUACUUCAUUUUUUCCUCCAAUUAUUCAAGACUGGAACAAAAGUAUAAAUAUUAUUUAUUUCAGGUAGCAUUUUUUUCAUGUAGUUUUUUAAUAUAUACUUGAAGGAAAUGUUUCACCUUAUUUUUGGUCUUUGUUUAUUCAUUUAGAUCCUGCAAGUUGAUUCUCUUUAAUUGUCAGAUUCCACUACCCUUUCUUCCUCAUAGGUAGUAAUUACCAAUGUAACUAAGCAUUUGUGUUCUGAUAUCUGAGGCCAUUAACUAUUAAUAUCUAGUUCUCAAAGCGUUUGGAAAGAUUAUCUUAAAUGGCUACCUAAAGUGAAAUCCUUUUCAGAGAAAAUAUAAUUGCAAGUAGGUAGGAGUGGCCUCAAUUGUCUAAUGUAAUAAAGGCAGACAAAAUGCAUACUUUAUAGUUUCAAGAUUUUCAGUAUAUAAAAUCUGUCCAUUCCUACCUGGACAUGUCCCAUUAAAAAGUGGAAGAUUUUAAAUAAUUUCUUUACAGAUGUUUUAUUUAAGCAGGUAGCACAAUCUACUAAUGUUGUUUGAUCUGUGUUUGUUAUACUGGUUGUAAUUAAUUUUUUUAAUUCAUGAACUAGCAGAAAAUUUAUUAAAUUAACUAUUAACUACAUUCACCUUGUAAAUUACUGUAUAAAACUUGUUGACAAUGCACUGACAUUAGAAAGAUGUUAAUGUACAUAAAUAGAGUGUAAAUAAAAUAGUGUUGAUGUACUGAAAUAUGAACUGUAUAAAAAGUAUUGGUAAUUGUAUAUGGGGUGUACCUGUUUAUCUGUAACUAUUAUCCAAACAAAUUAAAUACUGUGGAUGCCUCUAUGUGUUGUUUUUCCUCAUAUGAGUAAACCCAGAAAGUCAAA